GGGAGCCCGGCUGUAGCCGCGAUGGGCGCAGCGGCUCCGUUCCCCUAGUACCGCCGCCACCUGCGUGUUCGCCGGGUGCCCCAAGUCCCGGCCGGGGCUGCGCAGCCGGCGGCUCCCCCCCCUUUGCCGCAGCGUCGAUCGGACUGCGUUAGUCAAUUACGAGCCUUGUCGAUUUCCUCCCGGGGCUUCCAGCUCCUUCCUCCUUCACGGGCUCCGACUCUGCCUGGCGCUCCGGAGGGGCGGACGCGCGGCGGGGCUGCCAGGGUUGUGGCCGCGCCUCGGACGCCUGGGGGCCGAGCCGGAGCCCGAAUUCCCCGCAGCGCCCAGAGUGGCCCCUUGGGCCUGGGGCUCCGGCGGGCACCCGGACCGACAGACGGCCGCCCGGACGGCUCCCCUGCUCCUGCGCGCAGUGGGCUCUGCCCCGCGCUUUGGAGGGUGUUUCUUCUCGGGGUUUGGUUGGAGUCCCUUUCCCUAGAGGGAGGGGCGGGGCGGGGCGGGGACACCCCUUCUUAUCCCCCUCCCCCCAGCUUGAAGACUUCGGAGCCCCAGGGGCAUUCAACAGACACUCGGUUCUGCGCCGUGCCAUGGAGCGCGCCAAGGAGCGCAGCUGGGGCGGCCCCCGGAGAGCUCUGCGAGUCUGAGAAACCCACUCCGGGUCCGGCUGGGAGGCUCGACCUCGGCCAGGCUGGGGCCCGGGGCUCGGACUCGGAAGUCUCGGGGACGCCCUUGGCGACCAGCCCAAGUUGCGCAGACUGACGGGACUUGGGAAUUCACACCGCCCCUCUCCCCAAAGCCCCGAGUUCCCGGACUCAGACCCCUGCCGGGGAAGGAAGGAAGCAAGGAAGGAAGAAAGGAAAAAAGGAAGGAAGGAAGAAAGGAAGGAAGGGGGCAGCUUGUGGAAACUUAGCCCUUCCGGGGAGCAGUGGCAGAGCCUCGGCUGGGGCUUCACCAGUUCCCGGCUCUGCGCGCUUGCGGGACCAGGCGGGCGCAGGCUGCGGUCUGGUCUGUGCGACCGUCGGAACAUUGUGCUCCCCGGGGACCAGAAGUUUGCCUGGGGCUCUCCCUAGCCGCCGCGACCUCUCCAGCUUAGCGGUUCUCCGUGCUCUGAGGUUGAAGAGCCCCCUGCCUUGUGCCCUGAGUGUCCGUCCUUGAAGGGGCCAGCUUGGGCACCUUAGACGCGGGCUUACGAACUUGGUGGCGCCGGGGCUCGGGGCGGAGCUGAAGGAAGCCAGGCUGGCGUGUUUGAUGGCUUCACUGAGAAGGGUCAAAGUGCUGCUGGUAUUAAAUUUGAUCGCCGUGGCCGGCUUCGUGCUCUUCUUGGCUAAGUGUCGGCCCAUCUCGGUGAAGAGUGCGGACGCCUUCCGGGACGUCCAUACCCGGGCAGAGGCGGCGAACUUGACCCAGCACGGCCCUAGCACCGUCCAGGAUGCGGUGCUGAAGAGGCUCUCCCUGCUGGAGGACAUCGUCUACAGGCAGCUCAAUGGUUUAUCCAAAUCCCUCGGACUCAUCGAAGGCUAUGGGGGGCGGGGGAAAGGAGGGCUACCUGCCACCCUUUCCCCAUCUGAAGAAGAAAAAGCCAAGGGCCCGCACGAGAAGUAUGGCUACAAUUCCUACCUUAGUGAAAAAAUUUCACUGGAUCGUUCCAUACCGGAUUAUCGCCCAACCAAGUGUAAGGAGCUGAAAUACUCCAAGGAUCUGCCCCAGAUCUCCAUCAUAUUUAUCUUUGUGAACGAGGCCCUGUCGGUGAUCCUACGGUCUGUCCACAGUGCCGUCAAUCACACACCGGCGCAUCUCCUGAAGGAGAUUAUCCUGGUGGAUGACAACAGUGAUGAAGAGGAGCUGAAGGCACCCUUGGAGGAAUAUGUUCAUAAACGUUAUCCAGGGCUGGUGAAGGUGGUACGAAAUCAGAAGAGGGAAGGUCUGAUUCGGGCACGGAUCGAAGGCUGGAAAGUGGCCACUGGUCAGAUCACUGGUUUCUUCGAUGCUCACGUGGAGUUCACCGCUGGCUGGGCUGAGCCUGUUCUGUCCAGAAUCCAGGAAAAUCGAAAAAGGGUGAUCCUUCCCUCUAUUGACAACAUCAAACAGGAUAACUUCGAGGUACAGCGGUAUGAGAACUCGGCCCAUGGUUACAGCUGGGAGCUUUGGUGCAUGUACAUCAGCCCCCCAAAGGACUGGUGGGACGCAGGGGACCCUUCCCUUCCCAUCAGGACCCCAGCAAUGAUUGGGUGUUCGUUUGUGGUCAACAGGAAGUUCUUUGGGGAAAUAGGCCUCCUGGACCCUGGGAUGGAUGUGUACGGAGGAGAGAACAUUGAACUUGGGAUCAAGGUAUGGCUCUGUGGAGGCAGUAUGGAGGUCCUGCCCUGCUCCAGAGUAGCUCACAUCGAGCGGAAGAAGAAGCCCUACAACAAUAACAUUGGCUUCUACACCAAGAGGAAUGCCUUGAGAGUGGCCGAGGUCUGGAUGGAUGAUUACAAGUCCCAUGUGUACAUAGCCUGGAACUUGCCCUUGGAGAAUCCAGGCAUAGACAUUGGUGAUGUCUCAGAAAGGAGAGCUUUAAGGAAAAGGUUGAAGUGCAAGAAUUUCCAGUGGUACCUGGACCAUGUUUAUCCUGAAAUGAGGAGGUACAACAACACCAUCGCCUACGGGGAGCUUCGCAACAACAAGGCUAAAGACGUCUGUUUGGACCAGGGGCCUCAAGAGAAUCACACUGCAAUACUCUAUCCUUGCCACGGCUGGGGACCUCAGCUCACCCGCUACACCAGGGAAGGCUUCCUGCAUCUGGGGGCUCUGGGGACCACCACCCUCUUGCCGGACACCCGCUGCCUUGUGGACAACUCGAAAAGCCGCUUUCCCCAACUUCUCGACUGUGACAAGGUCAAGAGCAGCCUACACAAACGCUGGAAUUUCAUACAGAAUGGAGCUAUCAUGAAUAAGGGGACAGGCCGCUGCCUGGAAGUUGAGAGCCGGCCCAGCAUCGACCUUAUCCUCCGUAGCUGCACGGGGCAAAGAUGGACAAUUAAAAACUUCAUAAAGUAGAGCGCUGUCCUCCAGAACCUGCUUUGACUCCCCCAUGCUGGUACCUCCUCCAGAGCCUGGGAGAGAAAACAAGCGCUAUGCAGGGGCUUUGUUAGCUUUCUGGGGUCUUCUACAGGGCCACUUCAUCUCACAUGGGUGGGGAAACUGAUGGGGUGUCUAGCCCUUCCUCCCCUCGUCUGCCUCCCUCUGGGAAUCCCAUCAAGGAAACUUCUUUUGGAGGGCGCCGGCCCACACCCCACCAUCCCUGGAUGGGCUUCCUCAGAAUCCCUCGCUGGGGCAUCACAUCCUUGAUGUAGGCAAGCAUCUUUCUUCUGCUGCUGUGUCUGUGGCCAAGGAUGCUGAUAAUGCAAAGGAAAGAAACUUCCCCCUCCCUCCUUAUCUCCCCUCCUCUCCUCUCUCCUCCCUUCUCUCACCCAGUCUCACCCACCCACCCACCCCCAACACGCGGCUCAAAAAAAAAAAAAUUCCAGUCUAAAGAGACAAAGAACUUUCUUUCCUUUGGAUGAAUUGCUUCUCUCACUUUCCUUUGGAGUACUUUAGGGCCGGAGCUCGCAUCUCCUUGUAUUUGUCAAUUUGGCAGGCCGGGGACAUGAGCCUCUGCCUCCAGCUUCUCUGGAGGAAGGGGCGGCACCACGUGACCCCCGCCCCAAUCUCCGCCCCCUCAUCUGUAAGCUCGGGAUGCCCCCAGGGCCCUGAAAUGCAUCCUUGUCCCCAAUGCUGUGUCCUAAGAAACCCUUCCAAAUGGUGUCUCUGCUACUUGGCCCAUGUUUCCAGAGCCCACCCUGGCCCCCGCUCAUUCCGUACGGUCUACCCUAGAACACCUCCAAGGAGGGAGACAUCCCUCUCUACAGGGGUUCCGCCAGGCGGGGCCUCCCGUCGUUUUGGAGGGCUUUUAGCCCCUCCCUCUUCAUGGAAGUCAGAAAGUCAGCUGGUGGCAGGGGAGGAAGGACACCUCUUGUCUCUCUGGGGCCAGAGAAGGAGAAAGCAGCUCCCCGCAUCCUCGGGCGUCCCUUGUCUGCAGUCGCUCUCACCAUAAGCCCCGCGUGCUGGGGGCUGCUGAGCAGUAAACCUGGCCGAGGGUUUCCAUCAUCUGGAGGAAGAGGGCAAAAAGGCAGCCCUUCACCGCCAGCGGGAGAGAGGCAACCCUGCUCGCUCGCUCAGCGUGGUCGGCUCGGUUCUCCGGAGCCUGAGCCAUGGAGAGAAAAGCAGCGACCUCCGUCUCCCGCGCGCCCUCAGGGACCUCAGGAUCUGGUGCUCAGACUUUAUCCCGGAACCCUGGGCCAGGGCCUCCACGGCACCCCCAAACGAGGCCACGGGACUGCGGGGCGUGCACAGAAAGCUGUUUUAUGCCUGCGUCUACGACGUCCAUCCCACACUGCUAAGGGUGGAGAAGGCAGUGAUUUCCUGUCUUAGGAGUAAUAAUUUUUCUGAUGCCCUCUGGUUAGGGCACACUAAUAAAUCAAAGUUAAUAUAUAUAUAUGUGUGUGUGUGUGUGUGUGUGUGCGCGUGCGUGUGCGUGUGUGCAUGUGUGUGCACGAGCGUGCUUAGGAAUUGUAGGUCUCCGUGCUGCUGGGUUUGCUGCUUCCCCUCAUCACCUGGCUGAGGACGAGGACGUCUGGGCAGGGCUUGGAUGGGCGAGGGCUCCCCACCCAAGGCCACAAGUUAGCGGACAGCAACCCGAGUCCCCUCUGUAGCACCUGACGAGUGGAGAAAGCGGACGACGGCCUCGGGCUCGACAGGACCCCUUCGUAUACUCCUCCCCAUCCCAUCCUUCCAUUCUCUUUGCUCUGUUUCCCCCUCCCGGGACCCGGAUCCCUGUAGAAGACCUGAACUGCCGAGUAAGGAGUUCGGGGUAGAGUUUGACUCUUUCUUAUUAUCUGUUGCAUUAUCCCUUGUGAAAUAAAUAUGUUUUAGCAUUUAACAAAA
Monodelphis domestica (gray short-tailed opossum) is the source of this 4962-nucleotide messenger RNA. RefSeq names its product polypeptide N-acetylgalactosaminyltransferase 17 (gene GALNT17). Gene Ontology annotation, biological process: protein O-linked glycosylation. Lineage: Eukaryota; Metazoa; Chordata; Mammalia; Didelphimorphia; Didelphidae. The record is from RefSeq and is a predicted model, not a curated record. Gene Ontology annotation, cellular component: Golgi apparatus. Gene Ontology annotation, molecular function: polypeptide N-acetylgalactosaminyltransferase activity.